AGCACUACAAAGAUCAUCAAUCUUCUUCUUCCCCAAGAUCCCGACCCGACCCGUUUUCAGAUUAUUAUCACCCGCAAUCGUCGCCAUGAGCUCCACCAGCAAAAGCCAAGAGGAACUCGAUUCCAUUUUCAAGCAGAAACGGGUCGUGCGUUCCACUGUCCGCAAAUCCCUAAAAGCCAUGGACCCUUCUCUCCGAACCCAACAAGAUGAGUCCAUUCAAAACACUGUUCUUGAAGCUCCCUGGUUCAAAUCAUGUAAGAGAUUGUGUGCUUACAUUAGCUGCAAGUCUCUCAAUGAAGUCGACACUUCUCAAAUCCUCUCUGAGAUUCUGCAAAAUCCUGAUUCAAAUACUCAGAAAAAGCUAUAUGUCCCUUGGGUGGAGGAUAAGAACAGCAACAUGCGUAUGCUGCACAUAUCUCAUAUGGAAGAUCUCAUUGCAAACUCGAUGAACAUUUUGGAACCAGCUCCUGUUGAUGCCCAAGGGAAUGAGCGUGAAGAUGUGUUGCAAGCAGAUGAACCGAUCGAUUUAUUCAUCUUGCCAGGUCUUGCGUUUGACAGAUGUGGGCGACGUUUAGGUCGUGGAGGUGGCUACUACGACACUUUCUUGAAGAGAUACCAGGAUCGUGCAAAGGAGAAGGAUUGGAGAUAUCCACUUAUGGUUGCAUUGUCAUACUCGCCUCAAAUUCUUGAGGAUGCAAGUAUUCCUGUAACACCGAAUGAUGUUCUGAUCGAUGCCCUUGUGACACCUUCUGGUGUGGUUCCCAUUACCCCUCGUGCUAUCGAGAGAAUGUGAGCUCAAGAGCUUGUGUUUGGAGCUGACACUCAGAUGAUUCGUUGGUCGACGCUUGAAGGCUACAUUCUGGAAUUUGCUAAUUCAGUAUCAGCUUCUGUAGUUGCCACUAAGUUUUUUUCCUAAACUCAAUUUGAGUCUUGUUCUUGUAUGAUGAGAUAUGAAAGAAGAUUAAUCCAAUGGCCUCUCACCUGUUUAUUCCAUAUCAAGUUUUCCUGUAAUAACAAGUUUUUUUUUAU
Arabidopsis arenosa is the source of this 1029-nucleotide messenger RNA. The record is from the annotation of a GenBank genome assembly. NCBI's taxonomy places the organism in Eukaryota, Viridiplantae, Streptophyta, Magnoliopsida, Brassicales, Brassicaceae.